CUGCCUCCUUGGCCAUGAGUGUGUGGAUCCUGGGUAAAUAUUGCUGGUGCAAAGCUGAGCUGCCACCUUGGAGCUGUGAGGGGUGCUGGGCUUUCUUCUCCUCUGCCACACGUAUGGAGAUUUCUUGGUGUGGUGAUGCAUGCAAGUAGAGAUAUUAUAAAAGAAAGGCCUUAGAAAAUCAGGCCUAAAUUACCUAAAAUCAGGCUAAAUCACCAGCUGGCCUGACACUCCUAAGUGCAGCUAGCUCCUAGUUUCUCAUAAGUUAACCAAACAACCUGUUCCAGAGAGGAAAACAGGCUGCACUUGUAAUAACAAGAAAUUUGUCCUGUGAGAAUCAGUGAACAAAAUAUGCAAACAAUCCAAAAAUAGAGAGAUUUGAUGGAAAGUUAAAAUGCCAUUUACCAACCAAGGAAUGAGCAAGGAAUCUGCUACCCAAUUGGAACUGAACACAGGGUCUGUGAAAAAUGAGUUAUUGACCAUCAGACCCAACCUGCCAAGAAAGACCUUGCAUAUGCAACCUCCUGAUGAUUUAGCAACUGUUUCAGAUGUUCCCAAUUCAGACACUGAAUCAGCUGCUGAAGAACGCAAGGUGAGCUGACUUUUCCAGGCCACUCUAGAGGGAGAUGAAGGUGUUGCUGAGCCUGGCCCUGGUGCUGACAUGGCUGGGGCGGUGCAGCGGCGCUGCCGCGGUGUUCACGGAGCCCCAGCUCCGAGCUAGGGCUGGAGACUCCGUGCUGCUGCAGUGCCUCUUCCUGGACCCCGACAGCAAGGGAUGGACCCUGCACAAGGUGGACUGGCUGCACAAGGCAGGAGCUGGCACGCAGGAGGAGAUGGUGUUUUUUUACUACAGCAACCACGGCGUCCCCGCGGGCCGCUUCAAGCAGCGGGUGCAGUGGCGGGGGAACACGUCCCGCUGGGACGGCUCCAUCCUGCUGCAGGACCUGCGCCUCAACGACAGCGGCACCUACGAGUGCGAGCUGCGGCUGCUGGAGACCAGCAGCGUCUUCAGGAGCCGCACGGUGCUGCUCGUCAGCCCCGCGGCACCCAGAGGUGCCGAGGAUGUCGCGGCCCCGAGAGACUCCGGGUUCUGGCCGGCAGUGGUGGGCUGUGGCUGCGUGGCCGUGGUGGUGGCGUUCCUGGCCGGGCUGUGCGUGAGGAAGAGGUUCGCAACCGUCACAGCCCUGGAGAGGAUGGGGAGGAGCAGCAGCAAGGGCAAGGCAGAGGAAGCACUUUACUCCUCAAUCCCUGGCGCUGAGGUGCCCAAGGCUGAGCAGGAAGCAAAGAAGAAGCGGAGAGCUGAGGACACGUACAUAACCAUGCACCCAUCUCACUGCCGGGACAACGGCGUCUACGUGGAGCUGGCCAAGAGGGCCAUCCCGUCAGAAUGGAUGGCAGAGGCGGCACAGGGGCAUGGACAGAGCCAGGAGCCCCACAGCAGGCCAGAGGAGGCACUUCCCCAGCCCCCAGAGAGGCAGAAGUAGCUGUGCUGUGGCAUGGCAGCCCCUUUCCAGGUGUGCCCAGGACAUCUUUGUCACUGUGAGGACUGAGAACUGCUGGCACGUCACUGUGUGCCCCGUGCCAGGGCACUGCUGGGCCACCCCAGCUGUAUGCAGGGGACCCCUGUCCCCCCAGCUCUUGCCCCCUGGACUCAAGGGUGGGCACAGCUCACGCUCCAGCUCUGAUCCUGGCCCAGGGUGAGGAUCCCCAAGGGGGGAGACGCAGCAGGAGCUGUGACAGUAUUCUUCUGUAGAUAAUAAAACUCAGGGAGUCCUCCCUGAUGCCGUCUUUGUUUUA
Messenger RNA from Passer domesticus (house sparrow), 1794 nucleotides. Its product is annotated as junctional adhesion molecule-like. The transcript has 9 exons. NCBI's taxonomy places the organism in Eukaryota, Metazoa, Chordata, Aves, Passeriformes, Passeridae. The record is from RefSeq and is a predicted model, not a curated record. Gene Ontology annotation, cellular component: plasma membrane. Bases 624 to 1481 code for a protein of 285 amino acids.